Molecule: messenger RNA, 1887 nt
Organism: Symbiodinium sp. CCMP2456
Lineage: Eukaryota; Dinophyceae; Suessiales; Symbiodiniaceae
Source: the annotation of a GenBank genome assembly
AUGCCUCGCAAGCGCAAGCACCCCGCCAAAGACACUCAGACUGACGGCAUUUUGAGAGCAAGUGUACGCUUUUCCUUCGGCAGAGGUGCCAGCGCAGGCAGCGCCAGCAGGCUCCUGUCCGAGCUCCGCGAAGAGGAUGUUCUGGAAAACGUGCCCUCACAUCAGCAGAUUCGGGAUCGCGCGCAGUACGUGCGCAAGUCCUGGCUCCUGAAAGAAGGCACCGUGGUGAAGUUGCCUCUUCGCGACGGCGGGGUUUUCGACUGGGUUACGCUACGGCCCGUGCAAGCACUGCAGCAAGCUGCUGACUCCGUGCCCUGGUUCCGCCAGGCACUCGCAGCGAGGCUGCCAGAGCAUGGCGGUCCUGUGCGCAUGGCCUUUUAUGCUGACGAAGUUGUGCCAGGCAAUCCCCUGGCCCCAAAUCCAACCCGGCGAUGCGUUGCAUUCUAUAUGACUCUGCUGCCCUUCCGAGACCUGAUGCUCAGUGACAAAGCUUGGCUAACGGUGGCAAUCCUGAGAACCAGCACUCUGGAGCGGACGAUGCAUGGCUUGACGGGGUGCGUAAGUCUACUGCUGGAGCAAUGGCUGCCCGAUUUCCGCGGCCUCCCUCUUCGCCUGAGCGACACAGAUUGCCGCAUGGUGCAGCUGGAAUUAAGUGCCCUGGUCGGGGACGAAGCUGCUCUGGCCGGCAUCCUGGCCGCAAAAGGAGCAGCAGGCCGCAAACCAUGCUGGCUUUGCCGCAACUUGAUCAGUCGCGGAACUCCAUGGCGAACCUUGGCCAAUUCACGAAUGGAGGCGUUCCAGCAAAACACGGACGAGCAGAUCUGGCACGCGGUGGACGCCAUCAUAGGUUCACUGCUUGCUAACCAGAACCUGCGGCCUUUUGUGAAGCCAGUGUCCACAUGCUUUGAUCUUCUGCACAACUAUUUCAGCGGCGGCGUGGUAGCACAGGAAACAUGCCUGCUCACAGCUGCACUGGCAGAGGCCGGCCUGUCUCGCGAUCAACUCGUGCAACGCUUGCGAUCUCUUAGCUUGCAGAGCUCACGAACAAAUUGGGCCUCUCAAUGCUCGCACCUCAAGAACGCGUACUUCGGUGAUAUCUGGAAGACAGAUGGGUCCACACAGCAGUUCCUCUUGCCGCUGCUGCACUUCUUCGUCUGGAACGAAAGCAAGGACGAAAAGCGCGAAGAGCUACAAGGCAAACUCAGAUCUUUCGAGCUUCUCUGCCACCGGGUCUUCUGGGUUACACGGCUGCAGUUUCGUCGGCAGGCCUUUCUGCUGGAAAACCUUCGCGUUGCAGAGCAGCGGCACCACGACAAGUUCCUGACGGUCUAUGGCUUUGAGCGCCUGCGUCCCAAGCACCAUUACCUGCUACACCACCGCAGUCAGUACCUCCGACAUGGAUUGGUCAUCGACACCAAAGCCUGCGAGCGAAAGCAUCAGACUGUCAAACGUGUUGUUGAAGCACAGGUUCGUAACAUCGCUAGCUUCGAGGAGAACGUCUUGGCCAAGCUGGUCAUGUGCGAGCGACAAGACCAACGCAACGAGGACGAAAUGAGCUGGACCUACUUUUGCGAGAAGGGCAAGAAAGGAGCCUGGCGCCUCAAGAGUGCCUGGCAAUGCAUCGAGCCCGGGCAACCUCUAGUCUGGUCUCUGGCACAUGGCUCGCGCGCCAUGGUUGUUCAGAGUGUUGUGCCAGCGAGCGACAACCAGUCCGCCAUUGUGCUGAUUGGCACAGGCUACAGCUUGCGUGAGAUUCUCAGCGAUGGCCUCUAUCUGUGGAGCCCUACGGAGCAGAUGCUGCAGGUAGCUGUGCAUGCGAAUGGCCAGGAAUGGUGGCCCUGCCAGUACUGGAAGCUCUGCAGCAACAGCCUGCUCACGCUCUGGUGA